GUAUUCCCGCCUCUCUCUCCUCCACAUUUCCCAUUUCUGCAGAAUUCUAAUUCCUUCAAUACCCCAAAUACCUAAACCCCUAUUGGCGCAUCUCCUCCUCUUUGCAGAAACUCUUCAUGCCGCCAGUUGAAUCGGAACCCUCCGGCUUACUCACCUUCCCGUCCGGCGACGUACAGAAGUCAUGGCAUCUUCUGGGACUUCUCCUCUGCGUCGGCAAGCCCACCCCUCUCCCGGAACUCGCUUCCAGAUGCACACUCUUCCCCGCAGAUCCGACUCUAAUCACGUAUCUCUGCUCUAUCCCUGGUUCACCGAUCUCACUGACGAGCCACUAUUUCGUCACUCUUUCUGUAGUAGGCCUGUCUGCUUUAAAUGCUUAUGUAGCCAGAACUUUCGGUCUUGCGGAUGCUUUCUCCUGGCCUCCAAUUUUGCUUAGAGAUUCUAUGAGUCUUUUUCCUAGGAAGAGGAAACGAAUUGAGGAUGAUGAAGAUAGAAGGCUGGUGCUGUCGUUGAAGAGAGUUCAAUAUGAUUGUAGAACUACAAAGGUACAUGGUCAUGUAACUAAUGAUAUCAGCAGGAUUAUACUGCCAAUUAACUUGUCAGUUAUGGUAAAUCAAGGGUUGCUCAGACCCUCCUUGCUUGCCGAACCCAGUGCAGCACAAUUAAGUUGUGAGGUUAAGGACGUAAGGGAUGUUGAAGAUGAAAUAGAUCUAAACAAAGUCCCUGAGGAAUUAGCACUUUGUGAGCCUGGUCCAGAAUUGGGCCUUCCAGCUAGAAUAUUGGAUCGGGAGUGUGAUAUCAAAGAAGAAGUAAAUACUUGUUCCAGAUGGGGUUCACAAUAUGCUGAACAGAUCUAUAUAUCACCUGAAGGGGCUGGAAAUGUUAAUGGUAGUUGUGAACCAAAAUAUGUUAGAGUGAUCAGCCAGGAAGCAGCUAUUGGUGGCGGAAACAGAGAACAGGAUACUCAUUUGACCUGUCUGAAGCAGGAAAUUGAUGAGCAUGAUCUGGCUGGUGGUGAUUUGGAGGGUAUUAAAAGGGUUAACGUCAAUUCUAAGAUGCCAUUUCAGAAUGAGGAUCCCACUGCAGAUGUAGGCUCUAGAGAUAAUUGUUUGGUUGCAGAGCUCUCUGCUCUCAAGCAGCAGCUGUCAGAACUGUCUGCCAAGAAGAAGAGUGCUUGUGUGGAUGCAGUAGUGGAUCCAGAAUUGCCAGCUCCGAAGAAGAAUAUAGGGCAUUUCAAGGCUGUUUAUUCUUCCAGAAAAAAGCAGCAUUUGAAAGGAGAUCACACAUCAAUCCCAGUGGCGCAUCAAUCAGAUCAGAAAAAUGACAUGAAUAUUAAGGAAAGAAGGGUGACCUCUACCUCUAUUUCUGCGAAGGAUCAACCAAAGCCAAAAGUGUUGCCUAAUUUUGAAUCUUACAUUGUGGAAGAUGAAGAAGGUUCAGGUGGUUAUGGCACAGUCUACAGGGCACACCAAAAGGAUGAUGGCACUCUAGUGGCCAUUAAAUGUCCUCAUGCAAAUGCUCCUAGACACCAUGUCAAUAAUGAGCUAAGGAUGCUGGAGCGUUUUGGUGGUAAAAACUUCAUAAUAAAAUAUCUUGGAAGCUUCAAGAGUGCAAGUUUCGAUUGCUUCAUUUUGGAGCAUGUUGAGCAUGAUAGGCCUGAGGUAUUAAAGAAAGAGAUAGAUCUGUUUCAGUUACAGUGGUAUGCUUAUUGCCUGUUCAAAGCUCUCGCAAGUCUUCAUAAACAGGGAAUAGUACAUAGAGAUGUUAAGCCUGGGAACUUCCUUUUUUCUCGCGAGACCAAUAAAGGUUAUUUAAUUGAUUUCAAUCUUGCAAUGGACUUGUAUCAAAAGUACAAAACAGUUGACAAAUCAAAGGUGGAAUACAAUACAAGCUUUGAUCGUUUUGUUCUUCCUAGCUCAAAAUCUGUGUUUUUUCCAAGUAGUACUAAGUUUCCAAGUGCUAAACCAUUGGAGGUGGUCAAUCCACUAGAAGCUAAGAAUGUGAAGAAGAAAGCUGCGAGCCAAAGGAAAGUGCGUAAUGAGUUAAAUAGUUGGAAUAAAAUUAAUAGUCAAGGUGCAGAUGGCUCAGGCAUAACCUCGGCAAAGGAGGUAAGCACAAGGACUCAAUCAGCAGAAAGACUAAGAGAACCUUUGCCGUGCCAAGGCAGGAAGGAGCUCAUUAGCCUAUUGCAAGAAGCAAUGCAGAGUCAAAAACAUGAGGCGUCACGAGUUCCUGCUCCUAUGAGAAAGCGAGUUGCUGCUUCUCCAGGAAACGUGGACAGACUGCUAAUUAGUCUUACUCCUAUGCCUUUGCAUGCAACUCCCACUGCAUUGUCUGGGGGUGGUGUGAUGAAGACAAAAGGUGAUGGAAAGCAUAAGAAAGAAGGUCCUUGUGCUGGGACAAAAGGCUUCCGCGCUCCAGAGGUUUUGUUCAGAUCUCUACAUCAAGGGCCAAAGGUUGAUGUCUGGUCUGCGGGUGUUACCUUACUCUACCUAAUGAUAGGAAGAUCACCCUUUUUUGGUGAUCCUGAACAGAAUAUAAAAGAUAUUGCAAAGUUGAGAGGUAGUGAAGAUCUCUGGGAAGUUGCCAAGUUACAUAAUCGCGAAUCUUCAUUCCCUGAGGAUCUUUAUGAGAGGCAAUCCUUGACAUCCAUAAACCUACAACACUGGUGUCGAUUGAACACAAAAAGAAGAGAUUUCCUAGAUGAGAUACCAAACUCACUUUUUGAUCUAGUGGACAAGUGCUUGGUUGUGAACCCACGAUUGAGGAUUAGUGCAGAAGAUGCUCUGAAACAUGAGUUUUUUGCCUCAAUAAAUGAAAGCAUGAGAAAGCAAAGGUCUCUCAGGCAGGCACAAGGAUUGGACUCCAGAACUAACCUUUUCCAUGCAGGAGAAAGACUAGCUAAACCUCCAACUAGAGUUUCUCUCGAGUCUUGAACAAGCCUUGAUACAUCAUAGGAGUAAUAAUGUAUCUAAACUUAGUCUGAUUUUUUUUAUUUUAUUGCAGCUUUUAGAUAGCUUUUUGUUGCUCUUACUACUGUAAAUUUGCUCGACCUUCUGUUAUUAAAAAAAAAAAAAAUUGUAGCCUUCUGUAAUUGUAAAUAUGUAUGUUGGAGUAAUUAAGAAGAAGAAUAAUGUUCUCUACACCCU
Messenger RNA from Rubroshorea leprosula, 3146 nucleotides. Lineage: Eukaryota; Viridiplantae; Streptophyta; Magnoliopsida; Malvales; Dipterocarpaceae. The record is from the annotation of a GenBank genome assembly.